Messenger RNA from Aspergillus oryzae RIB40, 1743 nucleotides. Its product is annotated as Zn(II)2Cys6 transcription factor. Gene Ontology annotation, molecular function: zinc ion binding; DNA-binding transcription factor activity, RNA polymerase II-specific; transcription cis-regulatory region binding. Gene Ontology annotation, cellular component: nucleus. Lineage: Eukaryota; Fungi; Ascomycota; Eurotiomycetes; Eurotiales; Aspergillaceae. The record is from RefSeq and is a predicted model, not a curated record. Gene Ontology annotation, biological process: positive regulation of transcription by RNA polymerase II. The transcript has 5 exons. The coding region runs from base 1 to 1743 and encodes 580 amino acids.
AUGAGGAUCGGAAGGGGAUGUGAGCGCUGUCGCCUUCGCCACAUUCGGUGUACCACUCGUGCGGGAGCCUCGUCAUGUAAUGCAUGCGCUCGCUUAGGUCGGACGUGUCGUCUGGAUCCUCCGUUCCGUUUCAAGACCGUCCGCCAUGUGUAUCAGAAGAGCCAGGGGACUGCCUCGAAGUUUGAAUUGGAGUGGGACUCAGCACAGACGUGGGUGAACGUUCCUCGAUCUUUGACCUUCGUUCAAGAGUCCGCCGAAGAGUCCGCGGAUGGAAGCAUUAGUGAUGUUCCACCUGAGCCUCAGCGCGAUACGCAGAUCUCCUCGGACGAACCCCAUACAUAUAUCCCUGAUCCCUUCGUCACUCACCUGCCUAUCUCUGGAUCUCUGAAUCCACACAAUGAGGCCGUUAGCCUCCCACACGUGGAACCGGCGAUAUCGACACCCUCAAUACACGAUGAACAUUCAACCAAAGCCACGGCGAUCUCGCCGGGGGCAGUCAAUGACAUGGUCUCUCCUUUGGCAUCCAAUACUACAUGGUCGCCAAUGACUCCAUCCACUCCACGCUCGACCUCUUCAUCGACGAUGACAUCGCGAGAAGCGUUCUUGUUGCGCUCAUAUAUCAAUAAAAUAUCGCACUGGUUGGAUAUCUGUGACUCGGGAUCGACUUUCAACACUGAGGUGCCCCGCAGAGCGCUACAUGUACCCAUGGUUCUGAAGGCGGUGUUGGCGCUAUCUGCACGACAUGAUGCGAUCAUGUCCGGGGCUAGUGAUUGGGAAGCCUCCGAAUAUCACAGCCAAUGCGUAGAACUGUUGCUCGCCGCUCUCGCACGGCCGGAGGAAACAUACGACGACAACAUGCUGAUCUCGGUGGUGAUUCUGCGGAUUUAUGAGGAGCUGGAGAGUACGACCGACGAAAAGUGCCAUUGGCUCGGUUCCAAUCGGCUGCUCAAUACUAUGUCCAGAGCCGCAUCGUCAGGCGGGUUGACAGAGGCCGCCAGCUGGCAGUUCCUCCGGCAGGCCAUCUACGCAUCUAUUGUGCAAAAUCAGCCCAUGCAGCUUGAUCUUCGGAACUAUGAACGGUCAUCCGUUUUCAAGCGGGGCGAUGAUGGCGCCUAUGCCAACACCAUCAUCUUCUACUGUGCCCGGAUCAUUCAGCUGUGCUCCGAAGGCCAUGUUGCGGCCGUGGACGAGGAGGACUGGCACGAUCUGUCCAGUAGAGUGGAACAGUGGUACCGCGACCGGCCUGUCAGUUGGCAGCCCUUGCAGUACAAAGACGCCAACCCAGCGGAAAAUCGACCUUUUCCCGAGUUGUGGGUUAUGUCACCCCCAGCCGUGGUCGGGCUGCAAUAUUACCACACCUGUCAAAUCCUCCUCACGUCGUCUGACCGCCAUUGGGGCGUGGUGAGCAACUAUGAGCGUGCACGGCUCAGACGUAUAGAAGAGGUUCGUACUUUGGAGUGUUUGACAAUUCCAUAUACUUACAUUCCGCAGAAAGUGAUUGCAUCCCACGUGGUGCAAGUGAUUGGGCUAUCUUCGUCGAACGAAACCGUCGAAAAUGCGUAUUUCAUGGCUUGCCACCUAUUAUAUCGAUAUGGACACUGCCUGCGCCAUCCCGUCGAAAAGCGGGGAUCGCUCAAGUUCCUGACUCGGGUGGAGAGCUCCGUGGGCUGGCGCACGGGAUGGAUUAUUCGCGAAUUAGAAGAUCAAUGGAACGAGCUGCAGGGAUUGGAUUCGUGGGAAUAG